AUGGAUAGCGAAAUUAAAAAAGAUUUUGAAGAAGAUGAAGAACUAUCGGCUCUGCGUCUUGCUGCUUUGGCUACCUUAAAGCAACGUUCUACGCAAAAUGAUAAAAAAUCUAAUCAGAGGUCCAAUUUAAUUGUUAUAAACCCUGUUUCACCUAAUGAAAAUAGCUAUAGUAAAGAAUCUACAACUUCAUUAGCUUUGCCUCAACAUAAAUGGUACAAUUCUGGUAAUGAAGAUUCUAUGUCACCAAAAACGUUUCGCAGAACUGGUCCAAGUCGAUUUAAUAGGCAUGAAUCAGAUUCUGAUGAUAGUGAAUCUGACUUUGAGAAGAGUGACGAUUCAGGAAGUAAUGAAACAGUUUUACAAGAUGAACCAUCAGAAAAAUUUUCAAGCUUAACGUCGGAAUCCGCUCGUUUUGAAGAUGUAAAUGAUAAACGUCGAAUUUCUGAACAUAGGCUAAGUUUCUCUGCUCUCGACUCGCAACAAAACCAUGAUGUCGAUCCAGAGAAAACUACUAGUGUGUAUAAUUCUUUGAAAUGUCAUUCAUUUGAAAAUCCAGAUGCCAGGCAUGAUAUUAGUUUAAGAACUGCUCAGAUUCAUAAUGAUACCGAGCAGGCAUGGAGAGGUAACAAAAUGUCUUCUGGUGAUCACAACAAAUUUGAAAUGAAAUCUCCUAUAAGUGAAAACCAUGAGUUAAGUAAACAAAAACUCCAUUCAACUUCUAGAAAUGCAGAAAUGGAUUAUGAACAUCAGUAUGUAAAAAAUCUUGAUGCUUCACAAUUAAAUAAUGCUUGGAAUUACAGGAAUGUAAACAAAGAUUAUUUAUAUUCUAAUGAUGAUCAGUAUAAUUCUGGUAAAAAUAGUAAAUAUCAGAAUGUUGAAGCAAUGUCUUAUGGUGAUUUAAAGAUAGAACUUAAAAAGGAUCUGGAAGAAUAUCAAAAUAAUAAAAUUAUGCCUAAUCAGAAAGAUUCUCGUGAUUCUUGGCCUCCUCAGCGCAUUGAAACUAAUGAUAGCAGCUUAAAGCAUAAUCAGAAUAUUGAUCAAAACCGGCAGAACUCAGCUAGAAGAAAUAGCAGUUUAAAUAAUGAAUAUCUGAACAAGGAUUUCUUGCAAAACAAUAGCAAAAAUCAAGAACAAGCUCUAACAAGUAUCAAUAAUUUUCAAAGCGACAGUUUCAAGAAAAAAGAGCAUGUGAGUGAUAUUCGUUCACAAAGAAAAUACAGUAAAAGUCCUGAGCAUUGGAAAAGGAGGCGAAGAAAUAAAAGUCAAAGUAGUGAUAGCAGUCACAGAGGAAGUAGUCGAAGUCCUCAUAAACGUGAUGAACUUUCUGUGCAUCAACGAAAACGCAGCCCCAAUUCUGAUUUUAGUCCUAAAAAGAGACGGCAAAAACGCUCUGGUAACGAGUUAUCUUCAUCACAGUCCAGAAGUCGUAGUUCUUCCUAUAGCUCAACUAGUUCAUCAAGCAGCAGAAGUUCAAGUCCGGCCAUUAGAUCAGUUUCAAGUGUAAUUAAGCCUGUACGAUUAGAAAACGUAAAAACUGAAAUUCAGCAUGAUUCAAAACAUGCUAAUAAAAAAUCACAUUCGUUGGAAUCUGAUUUGUCGUCAACUGUACCUGUAAAAAGAUACAACACUGAUGACAGAUUUUCUGUCUCAAGUGAAAUAUCCAGAGACAAAACUUCUGUUGUUAAUGAGAACAGGAACCAUGUGACUGAAAAUACCAAAAGGGUACCUGUUCACAUGAGACUAGGAACUUUUCCACGAAAACGUCUAAUUCAGAUGAAUAAAGACGUUGAGGCUGCAUUUGUAACUACUAGUAGUGAUGAUGAAACUGAUGUAAAUAUAAAAUGUAAGAAACAAAACUUACGUAUUGUUACUGAAAUGUAUGAUAGUAAAACAAAGGGUUCAUGUAUCAUUGAACGGAAAGUGGAACAGGAUUCCAAUGUCUCAAGGGAAAGAUCAAGAAUUCUAAAGUCUUCUCACAGAUGACAGUAGCAGGUACAACAUUGCUACUGAUGCUAUUUUGCUACAGAUAACAGUGACAUAAAACUGUUCCUUGUACAUAUGUAUUUCAGUAACUGUUGAAGGUUGACACCUGAAAAUUAGUUGUGAUGUCCAACAGCCUCCAGCUCAAUGCAUAUUGAAAUUCAGUGGAUGGACACUAGAUUCUUCAAAUCUUGUCUGGAAAUGAAGCAUUUCCCCCUUAAAUGGUUUGAAGUUCAGUGAGUCAACAAUUGUAAAUAUUUUCAACUACAAUAUUUCUGUUAUGUAUACUUAGUUCAUAAAUUCUAGUAAAGUUUAUGGGAGCAUACAUGUUGUCCUAGUUGAAAUUUUUUCCUUUAUUGAAAUGAGCUUUUAUUAAAACUAAUUAUAUACAUUAUAUUUAACAUUUUCUUACACAUUAUAAAAACCAUGGAAGUGUACAAGUUUUUUUUUAAAUGAAAAUUGGUUUACUGUAUUUUUAAGCAAAAAAAUUUUAGAUAGAGAUUAACUAAUUCAAAGGAAUUCAUGAAUUUGUAUUAUUCUAAAUUGGAAGAUACAUAUAAUUUUUUCAGCAUCCAGAAAAGCAAAAUUGAACUGAUUUUUGACUUUAAAAUUUUUAUGCAUGUGAUUAACAAAUCUUUAAAAAUUUCAGAUAAUAAAUCAGUGGUUUUUAAACAUUUAUAUAUUUUUAUGUUAUUUUUAUUAUUUUAUUGUUUGUUUUCCAACAAUAAAAAGUUAUAUGUAGUAUACAGGUACUAGUCAAUCUUACCUCAUUUAAACUUUGCAGUUUAUUUUUGUUCUUUCUUUUCUUUUCAUUUCCUUUUUGUAAUUUUUAAAAGUCUAAGUGUUAUAUUGAAGAAAAAUUAAUUUUAUUCAACUUGAGUUUAAAAAAAUCAUUCUAUGUUUUACAGGAUGGUCCAAAAACGCUUGAUAGAAAGUAAGCAAUCCCUUUAAAAAGACAAAAUGCAAAAACAUGAAACAAAUGUGAUACAGAUAUAAAUGGCAUUAAACAUAUAAAAUUCUCAAAAGGUCUAUCGUCCCCGGUUAUAAAAAGCCGGUUCCAAAACCCUAUAUAACUAGCUGGACUGUGUCGAGACUAACAAGUUCAUUUAAUCUCAUUUCUGAUGGACAAUUUCAGGUUCUUCAGUGAUUUAAAGCGUUUCCUAUAGAUUCUGUCCCCAUUAGAAGCCGCAUGGAUUUAGGUCCGGACUGUUUGGGGGACCUUUCCAUCCCAUAUCCUGUGAAUGCUCUAAGGAGAUAAGCCCCAUCUUGUAUUAACUCAUAUCAGCUUGUCAUUUUGAGAUGGUUUGAUUCAGGGGCCAAAGGGAUAAUCUUGUAUGAACGUGACCCUGUUGCUUUUGUGAGCCUUUAUAAUGAUGCUUUGCAAAUGCUCAGUUGUAGAGAGGAAUGUCGAGUGGAAGUCCCCUCCCCCCACACAGUGGAGUUGAUCCCCAAAGAAAGCGUGUGCCAUACUCCCUGUUCUCAUCAGCAACAAUUUUUUGCCCCCACACCAUGCUUUUUGCAUUCCAAACACACCCGGUGGAUUCAAAUUGGGCCAUUAACCUGUAAGCAAUGACAAUUGGUGCAAGAUUAGGACCAAAGCAUCAGCCAUAGCAUGGCACAAAAUGACUGCAAAUUUCCAGUGUUAUAACAUUCUACCUAAUUAUAGCACUGGGUUACCACCUCACUAAGUGUACUUUUCUUUCAGAACUCUGAAUGACAUAUCCAACAAAUAAGGACAUUACUUUGAUCAUUCUCAUGAAAUUUUCUUACGAUAAUUCAAUUAACCAUUUUUCUAGGUUCAUUAAUUCCAUAUUGCUUAUUUUUCAUUUCGGGUAAUUCAGUAUUGACUUGAAAUGGCACAAUAUGUGUGCUAUUACACUAUGAAAGAAAUGUCCUUCUAGCAAUACAUUUGAAAUAAAGUACUUAAAAUAAUUUCUUUCAUGUUGUUUGGGCCACCCUGUACUUGCUAAAAGUAUAUCUAACUACAUCAAAGCCACGAUUUUAAAUCUUUGCUCUCAUAAUUUUCUUGUAAAUAUUUUAACCUUCUCUAUUUGUUGUAGUUGUACUUCUUUUCUGAAAUAAAAUUUCAA
Molecule: messenger RNA, 4070 nt
Organism: Uloborus diversus
Lineage: Eukaryota; Metazoa; Arthropoda; Arachnida; Araneae; Uloboridae
Exons: 7
Coding region: 1-1983 (660 amino acids)
Source: RefSeq, a predicted model, not a curated record